GAAAUUUCUCGCUACGGCUUAUGACUCGGGAUCCUCUUUUCCAUCAGCUAGAUAGACUGACGCGUGGUAUUAUAACUCCAAUCCAAUACAUCCGAACCAAUCAUGUGAAUUCUCACCUAAUCGGCCGAUUGGGUUUAGAAACAAGUCUCCAGGGUCAUCAGGGUUGUGUGAAUUGUCUCGAGUGGAACGAACGGGGAACCCUUUUGGCCAGUGGCUCAGAUGAUUGUUGUCUCAUCUUAUGGGACCCGUUCGAUCACAGAAGCGUAUUUACGAUGAACACCGGUCAUGUGGGCAAUAUUUUCUCUGUCAAAUUCAUUCCAAACUUAAACGCAAGUUUUUUUUGCCAUUUUAUUGACAAUCUUAUCUGUCUUCAGGAGUACCUCGUUGUGACAGGUGCGGCAGAUGCAAAGAUACAUGUGCACGAUAUCACUCGUAUGGAGACACGUCACGUGUUUUCAUGUCACUCGGGUCGAAUCAAGCGUCUCGCCAAUACACCUUCAGAACCCUUUCUGUUUUGGUCCGCGGCGGAAGAUGGCACUGUUCGACAGUUUGAUCUUCGAGACCCAACCCAGGCGAGUUCCGCAAAACCAUGCAACGUACUGGUCAACUUACAUCACCACAUUGGUUCUUUCGCUGAAGCCAAAUGCUUAGCAUUGAAUCCCCUUCGACCGGAUAUGUUGGCGGUGGGCAGUAAUGAUCCGUACGUGCGUCUUUACGACAGGAGGAAGAUCACACUAACUUCAGUUGGCCAGCCUAUGCGGUUGCGUGAACAACGUCGUUUCCAACAGAGUGCGACUGAGGAGGUGAAUGAAAUGGUUGAAGUGCAUUUCGACAGUGUCCGCUAUUUUGUUCCUGGGCAUUUGCCUUCCAAGGAGGUCUCAUAUCGUCGCUGCUUUCGACAUGUUAAUGUAACCUGUGUCAGCUUCAGUCCAGAUGGAACGGAGUUGCUGGCCAAUAUGAGCGGAGAUCACAUUUAUUUAUUCAACCUGAACAAAUCCAAACAACCAUACAAAUGCAACUAUGCUCGACAGAUGAGAUCGCCAACAGAUGGUCUUGUGUGGUCUGCCUCCGGUUCGGAACGUCGCCUGACCACUACUGUCAACGUAGUCUCUGAUGAUUCCGGUCGUUGUCGGUAUACCCCAACAACACAACAUUGCCCAUUGUGCACACCAUGCGUCAGUCUUGAAAAAGCGUCGCUUCAAGCGGCCAUCCUGGUAAAAGCCAAAGCAUUCGUGUCGGCUGUACGAGCCUACAAUGACUAUAUCCAGCGAUGGCCAGGCGAUCCGCAGCUAUACACGGGACGCGCUACGGCUCUUUUGAAACGUGGCUGGAAUGGCGAUGUAUACAGUGCACUGUUAGACUGUCAUACCACUCUGAGCCUGACUGAGGAAAGUGCAGGUCUGGAAAAUGCUGAUGUUGCUCACGAUACCCAAACACCGGCCACUUGUCGUCGGUCGCGUGACUGUAUUCGUGUGACAGCUCUACUGCUUUCAGUCCGUUGUUUGCUGCGUUUGGAUUGGGUACGUGAGGCGCGUUUCACACUCAACAAGGUCAAAGAACAGUACUCCUAUUUGAUUGAAUCACCCGCGUCCCCGAAGGCACCUGUCACCGAAGCCGAGUCCAACACAUUUCCACCAGUUCAAACUUUGAACGGCACCAAAGCAGCCAGUAACAGUCCAGUAACAGCUAGGGAUCACGUCAAAGAAGAGUCUGCCAUACACAAGUUUUUCCAAUUAUUGGAUCUAGAAGUUCGCGCGAAAGAGAAGGAGCUCGAAAAGAUCCAACAGCGGAUGCGGUUUCGUGAAACGAAGGCGAACGAAGAUGGUGUCAAACCCGACAGUCAACGUACCACCCCUCCACAUGGAGUUUCUCGGUCCCGUACGCCAGAUUCACUUGACCAAACUGUCAAUCGUGACCAGCGUACAGCUAUGCCAGACGGCGAAUCGAACUCACCGUCUGAGGCCAUCCUUGGAUCGGAACCGGAUCUCCCGGAUGUUCAGAUACGUCGCGAUGUGGACGACAGUUGGACUCCUCUGUGGUUCCGUUCCCGUGAUGCAGAUCGUGACGAUGAUAACAUCAACUCCCUCCCCACAUGCUCCUGUAUAGUAUGUGUCACUCAACGUUGCAAAUAUGACAACACAACCGAGUCCACAUGGCGCUCACAAGCGUCGGACUACACCAAACGAUUUCUCGGACACUGCAAUGCCAUUACAGACAUCAAGGAAGCCAAUUUCUUUGGAGGUAAUGGCCAAUACAUCGUUGGUGGUUCUGAUUGCGGUUCCUUCUUUGUCUGGGAUCGCGAGACUACGAACACUGUUCGAAUCCUGGAGGCAGAUGGAUCAACCGUGAACUGCGUUCAGCCUCACCCCUCUGUAUGCCUCCUAGCCAGUUCGGGCAUUGACUCUGUUGUCCGACUAUGGUCACCCAGAUCCGAAGAUGACCCAAACCAGUCACGCGUAGUGAAAGAUCAUAUUGGAGCUGCAGAACGUAAUCAGCGACGAUCCAUCGCAGACCCGUUGGAACUGGUGCUACUAAACAUGGGCUACCGUGUACCUGGUCUUGACGCUGGUUUUACCGGACGAAGGAGACAUCGUCGAGGACGUCAUUCCAACGAUCGUGCGCGACAACAGCGGAGAGACAGACAACGGUCCUCUAGCUCUAGUCAACAAGGUGACGAAGUGGAUUUUCUCAUGGAUGUGAGUACGGCAGCAGAGCAUCGUGUACAAGAUGGCGAUGACAUCAGUACCGCGGCUGCAGAGGAAGACUACAGUAAUCCUGGUGACCUGGAGGAUCUCCCGGAAAUCCACGGCGCCACCGUAUUUUCCACGGAUCCUCUACUCACUCCAACAACAGGAGAAGUAAACGGUGUAAGCAGGCCAGCUGAAGCCGAAACUCAUUUGUCCAGUUCAAAUGAACGAAGCCCCGAACAGCAUAGGCAUCUCAGACAUCAAGGUCGUGGUCGUGGUCGUGGUGGUUCUGGACGAGCGGCCACAAGAUUGUCUGGUGCUGCACACCAUCGACAUAAACGCUUACGAAGUGAUCCCACUUCGUCUCUCCAACCUCCAGUAGUAUUCAGUGCUUUUGACGAGGACUCGUCUGAUUCCAUUUCGGAUGCCGAACUAUCUGGCUCAACUCGCACCGAGACAGACGGUUCACUACGCGAGUGGCGCAUAGACUCCUCAGGGUCCACCGGUAUUGCAUACGCGCGCACACGGUCCGGGACUCCUUUUGUCGCUCUCCACUCUGUACUACACAAUGGGGAGCACUUCGUUGUCUACGGGACUGCUUCUUCGGACGGAUCAGCAUCCACUGACCGGCCAGAUGUGAGCAACCCACAGGGCACAUCAGGUGCUGAUCCAACCACUCAGUCUGGGGAUGCAGAUGAAAACGCUGUGGUUGAGCUACCUUGCACGAUGAGUUGAGCUCUGGGAUCGAUCACAAGCGGGAAACGCAGUCCAUCGCAACUCAACGUCGCACCCAUUUUGCUAUGACGGCAUGUCGAUCUUAUGAUUGCUUCUUCCCACGAACUUUCAUGAUUGCUACUCCCUUUCGAUUGGUGUUGUGACGCGAGGUGGCGGCGAUACUUUUCGCGAACACUUAUCAAUUUGGACAGAUGUUCAGAUUCCCAUGUGCGCUUUUCCGGCACGUUAAUGAUUGUCGUUAUGCUCACCUUACGAUUAGAGGAGAACUGGAUUUAUCCUGGCACAAGCGAGGUUUCAGUCCCAAACUCAUUACUUCAAGUUGCUUUUAAUAAUCAGCCGUGAUUUUUCUUUUGGCGCCUUGGUCACCUUUGAGUUAUUGGCGCUCUGUUCACGUUUUGAUGUUUCAUAUCAGGCCAGAUGUACGUGCGCUCAUCUACCUAUUUACAUACUUUCGCAGUGAACGGGCUCUGGUCACCUGUUUUUUCCAUUAUUUUCUUUCUUACGGUUGAUUCGUUUUAGUCCGUCAAGCCCCUGGACCCGUGCAGAGAACUUAGACUGCUCAGUAAAUUUAAUGCACCCUAACACUGUCUCAUUCCGUAUUUGUCUUGCAUUCUGUGUACGAACCGUGGCUG
This is a messenger RNA of Opisthorchis viverrini, 4054 nucleotides long. RefSeq lists its product as hypothetical. Gene Ontology annotation, molecular function: protein binding. The transcript has 11 exons. The record is from RefSeq and is a predicted model, not a curated record. The coding region runs from base 21 to 3422 and encodes 1133 amino acids. Gene Ontology annotation, biological process: negative regulation of fatty acid biosynthetic process. Gene Ontology annotation, cellular component: cytoplasm; Cul4-RING E3 ubiquitin ligase complex. NCBI's taxonomy places the organism in Eukaryota, Metazoa, Platyhelminthes, Trematoda, Opisthorchiida, Opisthorchiidae.